UCCAACUAGAACUGACAAAAGAUGGAGGGUGUUGCCAUGGCAGCGCUCUAACCGUUUGAGUCACAUGGUUGGGGAACUCUCUGAAUCCGGUGAGAAGAGGCUCAGAGGAGUCUGUUUUAGAUGCCAAUGGCAGCAAAAUGAGUGGAGCCCAGGAGGACGGAGCCCUGAUGGCACAGAGCCUCCGUCUGAACAGGACGGCAGGUUUCGAACUACAGGACAGGGAGGUGAACGCGUCCAUGUUUGAGGACAAAGCGUUUAAAAUCGUCAUCAUCGGCCUGGCCUUGUUCAUCCUCACAGUUACUGGCCUCUACUGCAUCAGCAUCUGCUACAGCCGCAACAGGCAGUCAAAGAGAGCCCAUGUUUAUGAGAGCGCCGUGACUCAUGGUGAGACGGAGAAUCCUGUGGCGGUCAAGGCUGUGAAGCGGUCAACCAGUUUCAUCAAACCUCUCGCAUUCUUCAGGAGACCAGAGGCUGCAAAGGAUAACUCCAGGGUCUACUAUAUCUACAGUAACCCUCUGCCUGUGGGAUUAAAUGAGGAAGAGGAGGAGGAACGUAAAAAAGCCACAACCAGCAGCAGCAGACCACAGGGGCCGACUGUGAUGACAAUGCCACCGUCGUUACAAGAGUAUGCCUGUGACCCCAGCAGUGGAUUCAUUCUGGACCCUCCCAUGUUUUACAUGCAGCUUUAAACAUUUAGUUUGAAGUUUAACCCCUGCCUCUUUCAGAAACUUAUAUAGGGUUCCUAAUCUGUUUUAUUCUUGUAAUAAAAUUCUCAUUGGCAUGAGCCAGGAUGAGAUUUUAACUUUGAUUAUCUUGAUUAAAAAUAUCAUGAUUAAAUAACAGAAUAUAAUUUCUUUUAUUUAAAACGAAACAAACUGUUAUUUUUACAGCUGCUAAAAUAUUAUUAUACAUGUAUUAUUAUGGUUAUAAUACUGUUCCAUAAUUAACAGUUAUGUAUUGUUAUUUUGGUUUUCCAUACAUAGGCAAUGUGUACUCUAAACUACUGCUAAAUGUUGUUGGUGUUUUCAUGUGCUUAUUGUGAAGACAUUUCUGCUGCUGAUAUUAGGUCGGUAAAUAGUGCGGCAGCAAGUCUGCAUUCAGCUGCUUAACUGUAAUGCUACCUUAAUAAGAGUGACGGGUGGUACUUUUUUACUUCCCAAACCAUUACCUUCUCUAAAUCUAGCCAAAUUUGUCUUUUUUGUAAGCAAAGCAAAAGGACAAUAGUCUUAUUUCAGCCAAAUGACAGUGCCUAUCAACGGGGGGAUGGGGUGUGGACUCUCCCUUAAUCAACAUUCAAUUCUUCAUACAGCCUGCGCUUUUUCUGUCAUCUCAAUGAAUGGACUAAAUUGGAACAGUAUGGUGGAGAAGGUUUAGGAGAGACAACCAUGCACACACUCACACACAUAAGGACCAUUUGGAGUGGCCAGUUAACAUAAACUGCAUGUUUCUGUACUGUUUGAACCCAUAGCUGCUGUGGCAGUAGCUUUAAUCAUAGAUAUAUUUUCAUGACUCCAGAACCUGAGCUUAAACUAAUUACAAACUGUUAAUGAACGUAAAACAGACCAUCAUGCACCAUAACUGCACUUACAACAACCUUAGGCUCAUUAAGACUCUGAACCUGCAGGCUUUAAGAUUAUAGUUUAGUCUUAGUGUAGUUUUACUCUAUCCAACAUAAACAUUGACAUUCAGGUCAAUUCACAUUUUUUGCCUUUUUUUUGGCAAAUAAUGUUGAAAUUGGUGGUAUUUGUGAUACCAAAACGUCAUUUUUAACUUUUCCUUCCUCUAAAGUUUAGCUUUUGCUUCACAGAUUUACACAGUAUUUCUCAGUGUUGAUUAAGAUUAACUUUUGACCAUUAAAAGUUAGUAAUUUGUAAUUAAAAUCAUUCAUUUUAGACUUAUAUUGCCUACCCCUAUUUAAAAUAUAAGGCCAUGAAACAAAUAAUUUGCCACCACAGGAAAAACAAGUAUUAUGCUGUUAAAAAGAGCUUCACUUAAUUUAAAAGGGAAAAACAAUCUGUCUUAAUCUGCCAGCUCAGCAUUGACACCCUGGUGCUGUUUAUGACAUCAUCAAAACAAUUUAUUUAUAAUUUAGCUAAAAAGUGAAACAAAACACAGUGAGAAAUUUCAAAUAUUUAUGUCUGUUCAUUUUGAUGAUUAUCUCCUACAGAUCAUAAAAACUCAAAUUUCAUUUUCUGAGAAACUUUAAUACAAAACACCAAACAUAUGUAUUUUUAAUACAGAAACGUUAUGACCGACACAAUCAUGUGGAAGUCUGCUGAGUUGACCAGUAUUUCACUGACACUCUCUACAAGUGAGUAAGCUACAAAAAGGCCAAUCCUAAAACGGCUGUCAUUUAAGCAUAUUAAUGGAAAGUUGAGUGAAAAGAAAAAGUAUGGUAGAGAAAGUUGCUAAAAAACUACAGGGAUUACUGCUGCAUUGAGAGGACUGUGAAGGGUUUUAAGAGUAUCCAGGACAUGAACGACAACUGUCACAUUUCUUUUGUAAGGCCACUCCUGAAUCAGAGACAUCAGAAGUGUCUUAUCAGGAUUAAGCGGUCCAAAGUCCUCUUUUCAAAUGAAAGAACAUUUACACUUAAUUUGAAUAUCAGGGUCAAGUGGAGGAAGGGUCAAUAGGCACAUAAUCCAAGUUGUUUGAGGUGCAGUAUGAAGUUUUCACAGUCAGUGAUAAUCUGGGAAGCUAUGUCAUCUGUUGGUAUGUGUUCAUUGUGCUUUAUCAAGUCCAAAGUCAGCGCAGUCCACCAGGAAAUUUGAUUUGUUUAAUAUAAAAAAGAAA
Messenger RNA from Girardinichthys multiradiatus, 2793 nucleotides. RefSeq lists its product as uncharacterized. The record is from RefSeq and is a predicted model, not a curated record. The transcript is spliced from 3 exons. Bases 138 to 689 code for a protein of 183 amino acids. Lineage: Eukaryota; Metazoa; Chordata; Actinopteri; Cyprinodontiformes; Goodeidae.